GACAGGCUAGGAAGCAGCAGUAGAGGUGCGCCUUAGCUGUACCAAGGUCAUUUAGAUCGAGUUCUCUAAUGUCUAGACUAGAGUGUCUUGCCUACACAGCACUGUCUUAUUCUCGAUGUUGUGGUAUUAGCGUGGUUCCUUUCGGUCUGGUGUCAUCACUGCGGUGUACUUUGCCCCGCCAGUAGCCGGCAGCUUCCUCCUGGCCUCCCUCUUCCCAGUGUUGCCGCGCCGCUCGCCACAUGCCAGGCCUCAGUCUCAAGGGGGACGGGCACUCCGCAUAUCCACAGGCGUCUUGUUCACUACCGACGACUGACUCCAAAUCCGGUCUGAGUGUCUGGGUGGCGGCCCCCGCCCCCAGCAGCGGCAGUGCUGCUCGACCCGCUGCAGCGAGAGCCUUCCUGCCUCCGCUACGCUCCUCAGCUCCUUCAGUGACGCCUGGCGCACACACUCUCCCUCUCCUGCACCUGCGGCCAAGGAAGCUGCAGACUCUUGAGCCUUCUUGCCUGCGCCACACUGCUCUCUCGCGUCACACGUUAGAGGAGCUGCAGGCAUGAGUGGGCGUGGGUCGCUGGGUGGGGGAAUGUUCACGCCGCCCACACCGCGCCGCUCACGCUCCUCUGCCUCCACGCCGCCCGCCAGGAAGAGAGAGGAGAGGAGAGCACGCCAUACCACUACCAUUGCCACUCCAUUACCCUCGGCCACCUCCUGCCAAGCCACACCUGCCACCCCGGUCAUCACCUCUACUGCUGUCACCACCACCACCACUACUACAAAUGUAGUACCAUCAACCACAGUCACUGAUGCAUCUGCCACAAGAACAAGCGGCACUACCACAAAUGUCACCCAUCCCACCACCACUACUACUACCGCCACCACCAUCACCAUCACCAUCACCACCACAGCCCCUGCCACCAGCACCACAUCCUCCUCCAGUCCUAGCCGUGGGCACUCCAGCAGCGGCAGCGGUCACCAGCUAUCACCGUGGUCUGGCUCCGCCUCCCUCAGUUCACCAAGCGGCGGCAAAAAGAACUGCUCAUCGCCUGACUCCCGCCUGGUUGUGUUGGGUCACCCGGCCGUGGGCAAGUCAGCACUGGUGGUGCGAUUCCUGACGGGUCGCUUCAUCUGGGAGUAUGACCCAACACUGGAGGCCGCCUACCGCCACCACACCACGGUGGACGACGAGGUGGCUGUCAUGGACAUCCUGGACACAGCCGGCCAGGGUGAUGGACCAGUGAGGGAGGGGCUGGCUCGGUGGGGUGAAGGCUUUCUCCUGGUGUUCAGCGUGACAGACCGUGCAAGUUUCUCCUUCCUGCAGCCAUUGCACGCAGCACUCGCCAUGGCCAGGACGACACCCAACUUCCCCUGUGUCGUGGUAGCCAACAAGACUGACCUAGGUCACAUCACUUCUGUCAGUGAGGCUGAGGCAGUGAGUCUAGCAGGUGAGCUCGGUGCCUCUCUGUUCUUCACUUCUGCGAGUGAUGGAGGUCCGUCCAUCCAGGCUGCCUUCACAGAGCUCCACCGGGAUGUGGUGAGGCGUCGCUGGACCCGCCGCCGCCGCUCCUCUGCCAAGACUGUCAUUGAGGGAUUCUACAAGAUGUUCUCACGAUGACACGGUGAGGGGGAGACUUGAAUUCCAGAAGCAGCCUCCACAGCCUGUUGUUACCAUUGGACACACACACACACACACACACACACACACACACACACACACACCACAUAUUAUGAGGGUUAAGGACAGAGAGGGCUACAUGCAUUUUCAGUGGACCAAAGCUAGAGGUCAUGAUAACCUCAUUAUGAAGUUCAAUAAUAAUACUAAUGAUUUAAAGAAGGAGAGAUCAACAAGUUAGCAGCGACCUUCUAGCAAAGUGUGGGUAAAGUUCACUGUUUGAAAUAUAAGGGUUGGUACUGUGUACAUGAAAUAAAGUCACAGAUGGAGAAAUGCAUGAGAUGUAUAUGGUUAAUUCACAGUUGGUGGGGAGUCAGUCUAUAAGAUUUUAAGAUGGUGGGCAAGAUGGAAUGUGUGGCAUGUGAGUCACCUCUCUGUCCUGGAAGCCGUCACAGCAAGCAAUUACACUAAUACUCAGAACCUCAGAUAAUAACAAAGCAUUUUCACCAAUCAGGUAAUGCAAGAUUUCUAGCAGCUACUCGUACUACAUCAUGUCACCUCAGAUUUUACUGUAUUUGUUACCCUUGGCUUUGGCUGAUCAGGGACAAUGCAAUCCAAAAUAAUAUUUUUUUAUUUAUUUAUUUAAUUUAUUUCUUACCUGUGUACCAUUUUUCCUGAUGUCAGUGUUUGGUUAACAUUCUACUUCACAUAUCACUAAAUAGUACACUGUACAAAUAGGAGUUGAGAAGUUAUUAAGCUACACCUUUGCUCCUUGGCUAAGAUGAAACCCAAUACAGUGGAAUCCCAUUGAACUGUUGAAAAACUUCUCAGAUUGUGGACGCUUUGUGAGGAGCAAAGAAGGCAAGGCUUUGCAGCGCCCAUCCUUCACCAGCCACCCACCAACACCUCUCUCUCUCUCUCUCUCUCUCUCUCUCUCUCUCUCUCUCUCUCUCUCUCUCUCUCUCUCUCUCUCUCUCUCUCUCUCUCUCUCUCA
Molecule: messenger RNA, 2600 nt
Organism: Portunus trituberculatus (swimming crab)
Lineage: Eukaryota; Metazoa; Arthropoda; Malacostraca; Decapoda; Portunidae
Product: ras-related and estrogen-regulated growth inhibitor-like
Exons: 6
Coding region: 551-1609 (352 amino acids)
Molecular function (GO): GTP binding; GTPase activity
Source: RefSeq, a predicted model, not a curated record